AUGUGGCUUGGACCAUUUGUACCACGAGUGGCCGUCAAUCAUCCAUCCACGGUCAAAGCUAUUCUAACCACCACAGAACCAAAAGAUGAGUUCUUGUAUGGUAUGCUAAAACCAUGGCUGGGUGAUGGAUUAUUAAUAAGCAGCGGACAAAAAUGGUUUAGAAAUCGACGUCUUUUGACUCCUGGAUUUCAUUUCGAUAUUCUCAGACCAUAUGUACAGAUAUAUAACGACUGUGUAAAGACUAUGCUGGAUAAAUGGUCUAAUCUGUGUGAAUUAUCUAGCUCCAGGUCAUAUUCCAUAGAAAUGUUUGAAAAUUUAAGUUUGAUGACUUUGGAUAGUUUGUUGAAGUGUAUCUUCAGCCAAGAAAGUCACUGCCAAACCGCUAAAUCCCAAAAUCCAUAUAUAAGCAGUGUAUAUGCCUUAUCUCAUUUAAUAAGCGAGCGAAGUAGAUUUGUGCCUUACCACAGUGACAUCAUCUAUAACCUGUCAAUUAGUGGAUAUAAAUUCAGGAAAGCCCUCAGAGCAGUUCAUGGUUACUCUGCACGAGUUAUACAAGAACGAAAACAAGCCCUGCGGCAACGUGGGGAUGAUAAGCCAGCAAGAAAAUACAUCGAUUUUCUAGACAUUCUUUUGAGCGCAAAGGAUGAAGAUGGACAUGGUUUGUCUGAUAAGGAACUUCGGGAUGAAGUUGACACAUUUAUGUUUGAAGGCCACGAUACAACUGCCAGUGGGUUAUCCUGGUGUCUAUACAAUUUGGCUAAAUAUCCGGAACAUCAGCAAAAAUGCCAAGACGAAAUAGACACUUUGUUGGCCAAAACUAGAAAGAAAGACAUUGAAUGGGAAGAUCUAAGCAAAUUGUCGUAUACAAAUUUAUGUAUUAAAGAAAGUCUGAGGAUUAGAAAUCCUGUUCCAAUGAUAUCACGUGAAUUGAAAUCAUCUUUAACCCUUCCUGACGGCAGAGCUAUUCCUGCAGGAUAUAAUGUGUUAAUUGCCAUUAAUGCAUUACAUCAUAAUUCACUGGUAUGGGAUAAUCCUCUGGAGUUUGAUCCAUCCAGAUUCUUACCAGAAAAUUCGAAGUCGAGGUCUCCGUAUGCAUAUGUGCCAUUUUCUGCCGGGCCAAGAAAUUGUAUUGGACAAAAUUUUGCAAUGAAUGAGAUGAAAGUAGCCGUAGCAAGAACACUACAUAGAUUCGACCUUUCACCCGUACUGUCAAGACCACCACAGAGGGUAAAUAACAUCGUUCUCAGAUCAUCAAAUGGGAUUUACGUGCAAGUUACGCCGAGAAACCGAUAA
Molecule: messenger RNA, 1293 nt
Organism: Saccoglossus kowalevskii
Lineage: Eukaryota; Metazoa; Hemichordata; Enteropneusta; Harrimaniidae
Product: cytochrome P450 4F3-like
Molecular function (GO): oxidoreductase activity, acting on paired donors, with incorporation or reduction of molecular oxygen; heme binding; iron ion binding
Source: RefSeq, a predicted model, not a curated record